Molecule: messenger RNA, 3031 nt
Organism: Saccostrea cuccullata (small rock oyster)
Lineage: Eukaryota; Metazoa; Mollusca; Bivalvia; Ostreida; Ostreidae
Product: multiple epidermal growth factor-like domains protein 10
Exons: 10
Coding region: 51-1598 (515 amino acids)
Molecular function (GO): scavenger receptor activity
Source: RefSeq, a predicted model, not a curated record
CUCGAAUUUGCCCCUACAACUGUGGAGCAAGUCUUGCGGUUGAUGGAUACAUGUCUUCUUGUACAGAGACAGACGUCAUUGGAGGUAGUGCAUCAGAUAAAAGGAUGUGGUGGCAAGUAGACCUUGGUGAUACCUACAGUAUAAAAAGCAUCAACAUAGCGUUCAAAUCAUUUGGUGACAAGUAUGUUGAAAGAGACCGAGGACGCGUUGCUGGAUUUUCACUUUUUCUGUCAAACUCCAAGAGUAAAGAAAACGGAUGGAUGUGUUACAAAGACGGACCAGAGUUACCGCCAUUAAACUUCAGUACAGACUGUAUUGGACAUGGCCGUUAUGUCAUCUAUUACAAUGAAAGAAUGGAUGGUGAAACCUAUCCAGAUGGAUACGAAACAAUAUCCUUUAAUUUUCUUUGUGAAGUAAUAGUAAAAGGGUGUCAGGAAAAAGGAGUUUAUGGAAGCGACUGCAAUACCCCCUGUCCGGAAAAUUGCCAAUAUCAGAGAUGUUAUAUUGUUAAUGGAAGCUGUCUUGAAUGUAAAUCUGGAUGGACCGGACAUAUGUGUGCAAGAAGGUGCUUUGAAGGAUGGUUUGGACUGGGUUGUACAAAUAAGUGUGUAGGACAUUGUAUUAACAACGACAACUGUAAUCACAUUUCUGGUAUAUGUGACGGCGGAUGUGCCCCUGGAUGGACUGGGCCUAUGUGUGAUAAAGAAUGUGAAAAUGGGAUGUAUGGUAUAAACUGUGUACACAAUUGCAGUGGAAAUUGUUAUAAUAACUCAAAUUGCAACAAAAUAUCAGGUCACUGUGACACGGGUUGUGGUCCAGGAUACUUUGGUACUUUAUGUGAGAAAUCCUGUGCCCCGGGAAGAUUUGGUAACUUAUGCAAGGAAACUUGCAGCGGUCACUGUGUAAAUAACAUGACAUGUAAUCAUGUUGAUGGAGUCUGCACACAGGGUUGCAAUGACGGUUACAUUGAAGCAAUGUGCAACAAACCGUGUGAGGUGGGCUAUUUUGGGUCCCUAUGUUCUCGGAAAUGUUCGGUAAAUUGCAUCAAUACAUUUGUUUGUAAGAAUACUGAUGGAGCUUGUAGAUGUGCGCCUGGAUGGACAGGGUCACCAAUUUGCAACAUAGGUUUAGUCCACAUUAUUAAAUGUUCCCAAGCAUAUGGCGAAAACUGUCAACUUCCCUGCAGUGAAAACUGUGUGAACCGCACCUGUGACAGAUUCAACGGAAGUUGUUUGACUGAAUGUAUGGGAGGAACUUUUGGAGAAAAAUGUGAUCAAUGGAGAGUAGAAUCAAGUGGCGAUUCAGGACCCCCUCUUACUUCUGUUGUGAUUGUUGGUGUUUUAACAGUUUUCAUCAUCUUUGCUGUCGUCGUUAUCUUCUCUAUACGGCGAAAGAUUGUACGAAACUUCAAAACAAGCAAGAAAUGUUCUGAGAAUAACGGCACUGAAAACAUUGAAGUGGUCUCGGAGUACGUAAAUGAAUAUCAGGAAUUAAGUUCCUCUAGAGAUAACAACGAAUAUCAAAGCAUACGAAUGUCAGAAGUUACUUCAGUUGAACAAAGCAACACAUAUCAGAACCUUGUGUUGACUACAGUGUAGUUUUAUAAACUAUGUUUUACUUCUUUGUAUACAUUAUAGACCAGUAUUUCAAUCAGAAGUCCCAGGGACGAAAGAUUUUGGUUUUUGCAUUUCGUAAAAAUUGAGUUAGUGUACAAUAUAUUUUGUUUCAAAUAAUCUGUCCAACAUCUUAUACCUGAAAAGAAGAAACACCUACUUGAUAAAAAUGAACGACAUAUUGUCAAUUAACAAUUAUAUAGAAAUUUUCAUUCCUAUGUCGAUAGGAUAUAUCCAAGUGAGAUUGAAAUAAAGAUACGACAGAGUUUGACAUAUCUGUUUCAUGUUUUAAAAAAUUACUUGAAAUAGACGUUAAUAGUAAUUUAACAACCAAGCUGUAUGAUAAACAUGAUGACUAACUUUCCAAUCGUAAACUUCCCUUACUUAUACAACAAUCUACGUUCAUCACCUUCAUACGGAGUUUAUUUCUCUCUGUUGAUUUGGUAUGCAAAAGCAUGCUCUUCAAAUGAACAAUUAAUAAUAAUUUCUAAAACGAGGCAAAUUACUGACAAACAAGUUGCUGUAACAUGAAUAUCAGUAGUCUUGUUUAAAGUCAUUAUUUCUUAAGAUCAAUGGUCUAUACAUUGACCUUGUUAGCAAAUACAAUUUAUCUGUAUGUCAAUUUUUGACUGACGGUUUUCAGUCUUAUUGUUAAGCUAUUUCAUACAAAUAGAAUUCUCGACAGAUUUUUUCCGUUAUUUCCUGAUCAUGACAGAGAGGACAAAUCGGGUGCGACUGGUCGGCAGGGGAUGCUCAUGCCUCAGUUGAAAUAGACCCCAUCUCUUAUGUUCUUGUUUGCUGUAUUCAAAUUUUGUAUUGUUUGAUAGUUUUUCACAGCUUUAAUAUAUUGAUAGGUCAAAUUGCAUGCACAUUAAGAGUUUUAAAAAAUAUGUUAAAUUACCUUUGAUUCAUGUAUAAUUUGUUGAUAGACAAAAAAUGUUCCAUAAAUGAAUAUUCUUUGGAACAAAGAUGUUUAUGCAUGAAAAGAUAUGUAUUAGUAAGAUGAUUGUAACAUCGUUUUGUGCUAUGUGUUUUUACGUGUAUUUCUAUUUAUAAAAGAAAAACGUGGCAAAAUCAUGUGACUGUAUUUACAAAAAUGUAAAGCAAGUAGAGUGUAUGUAAUCUUAAUUGCCUACUCAUGAGAUCCCAUUUUAAAUUGUAAUUCAAUUACUUCUUUGUUACUUGUCUACUUCAUUUAUGUUAGCAACGCAUUUUUUUUUCCAUCAAAAUUGUAAGUAAUUAUAUAAUUAAGGACUUUGAGUUAUGUGGCCAAUGCACAAUUUUGAAGUAAGCAAACAUAUGCAUUUUCUUCGACUGUAGCGUUGCAAGGCUAUGACAAAUCUGUUUGAUAUUUUAAACAAAUUCAUGUAUUAAUUCUUCUGUUGUAGAUAUUAUGACCAUCGAUCUUUAUUACUUAC